Malania oleifera is the source of this 1156-nucleotide messenger RNA. RefSeq lists its product as uncharacterized. NCBI's taxonomy places the organism in Eukaryota, Viridiplantae, Streptophyta, Magnoliopsida, Santalales, Ximeniaceae. Bases 178 to 612 code for a protein of 144 amino acids. The transcript has 2 exons. The record is from RefSeq and is a predicted model, not a curated record.
UUCUCAACUCCGUCUUCUAACAUUUUAAACUCGUAAAGGCAGCUCCUCAGAAUUCAGAACCCCCUGCCUCAACGGUUAUCACUGGAGAGCAGCCACCCAGAGCGAGAGAGAGAGAGAUUGAAUAGAGGCCCAUAACCCUCCAACCUCCCGAAGCACCAGCACUCAGCCAGAGGUGCCAUGGGCGACUUCUCCGCCAGCAGCAGCCACCGUUCCCGCCUCGACGACUGCCACGGCGACGCACUCAUCCGCCAUCGCGUCGACUCGCCGCAGUCCGUCUUGGACCCCUUGCUCUCUUCCAUGGCCGGCCUCAGCUUCACGCGUCAUCCUCUCCAAGAUCCGCGCGGCCGCAAGAUCACCAAGAAAGGAACGCGUACCGUCGAGGACUCAAUUCCCCGUGGCUCCCGGCGCAGUGCGAUUGCCUCAUACGAUUUUACUCCGCCGGCCCCGAUCGUGGUGAAGAGGCGGCGAUUCACGACCCUCAUCGAUGACGAUGACUGCGGAAUGGAUGACGGAGAUGCAACGCCUGGGGUCGCAAGAAAGCUUUGGGACCUCCUUGAUAAGGUGGCUUCGGAGAGCGCCGAUCCUAAGGAAGAGAGGCAGGGGAUGAACUGAAAACGAAGACGAAGUACUUCCUGCGAAAAUAAUUAGGGUUUCCUCGCGGUUAUCCACGCAAAGGAGUGGCUGAUUCUGUAUACAGUCGGUGAAUUCUUUUGUCUCUACGAAAUUGAAGAGCAUCGCAUUAGGUUACAAGCUCGGUGGAGGAGGAGAAGAAGAAGAAAGCAUGUUUAUGUAUGCCUUAAGAGGAAGAAGAAGAAGAAGAAGAAGAAGAAGAAGAAGAAGAAAGCAUGUUUGUUGAUUCUAUUUUUUUGGAUGUUUGGGCAAAAAGUCCUUUGGACGCACUGAGAAAUUCAGGUUGAUUCUGCUGAUUUGAAAUUUUAUUGAGCAAUAGAUUUGAAGACUUGCUGAUUUUGCUUGUUCUUUUUUUAAGUAUAAAGUAGUUGCUUGUUGAAGAUAGAACUUUUAACUGCUUGUUGAAAUACUUAAAAUCAGCCCUCAUGUGCCUCUGGGAUAAGAAUUUUUUUGUCUAUGUGUGUAAAUUAAACUUCUUAUUGUAUUUUACCUUGCUAUGGGAUGCAAAGACUUAAAUAUGGAACAG